GCAGCAGGACUUACCAAGCCGCUAGGGGCAGGGAGCCGCAGUGCCGUACUAGCCGGCAGCCGCUGAGGACUCUGCUGCGGGGCCGCGGAUAACGGAGCAGGCAGAGGACCCUGGCAUUGCCUAACCCCAGCAGGGCCGCCCGAGCUCUGCAGCGCCCACUCGGGCUGCCAUCCCCUCCCCGAGCCGGCUGCGCGGGCGGGAAGACGCUCAGACGGCGGUUUCGGUCCCCUUUCUGUCUUUUGGUUCCUCUUUCCUCCCAAGUAAGGGAAUAAGCCCUGAGGAAGGAGCGCUCCGGGAAACCGCGCAACCAAGUGUUGCCUGGCGAGAGGGAGAGCAAGGGUUUCUGGAUUUACCUUGACUGCAGAUAGAAGGAUGUUCCCUGAGGAAUAGCAGAGGUCUUUGCUCAUCUGCUGGAAGGUACCUGCUGCUGCCAUAGACACUUUGGUCCUUGAGAAAUCUCCUGGAGGGCUUGUCCAUCGCAUACCUGCAAUGAGCCAGGCCCUGGGCUGGGCCUCGGCUUCACCCUGGUGAACAAAACUCCAUCCCCGGCCUCAAGCGCUCAUACCCAACUUAAAGAUGAGUGAAGAACGCUGGGUCUCCCUCACUUCAGAAGAAUUUGACCAACUCCAGAAAUAUUCAGAAUAUUCUUCCAAGAAGAUAAAGGAUGUCUUGGCUGAAUUUAAUGAGAGUGGAAGCCUCAAACAAUCUGACUCCCACGAGACAAUUAGCUAUGACGUCUUCAAACUGUUCAUGAGGGCAUAUCUGGAGGUGGACCUGCCCCAGCCACUGAGCACGCACCUCUUCCUGGCCUUCAGCCAGAAGCCCAGACAGGAGGUCCCUGACCACCCAAAGGAGGGGACCAGAAACAGUGAGGCCAGCGCCCCAGAUUCUAAUAUACAGAAUGUGGAUAAUGCUGCCAAAGCCGAUGAGGCCUGUGCCCCUGAUAUGGAAUCAGAGAUCACUGAGAAGCAAGUGCCAGCUAAAGAGCAAGGUGCUACAACCUCCCUGGGAAACCCUGUUGCUCAGUCUUCAGGCUCUGAACCCCCGACCGUGUACCUGAAAGAUGUCGUGUGUUACCUGUCCCUGCUGGAGACAGGGAGACCUCAGGAUAAGCUAGAGUUCAUGUUUCGUCUCUAUGAUUCGGAUGAGAACGGUCUCCUGGAUCAAGCGGAGAUGGAUCGUAUUGUCAACCAGAUGCUGCACAUUGCUCAGUAUCUUGAGUGGGAUCCCACGGAGCUAAGGCCUAUAUUGAAGGAGAUGGUGCAAGGGAUGGACUACGACCGGGACGGCUUUGUGUCUCUACAGGAAUGGGUCCACGGAGGGAUGACCACCAUCCCAUUGCUGGUCCUCCUGGGCAUGGACGACUCUGGCUCCAAGGGGGAUGGCAGGCACGCCUGGACCAUGAAGCAUUUCAAGAAACCAACCUACUGCAACUUCUGCCACGUCAUGCUGAUGGGCGUGAGGAAGCAAGGCCUGUGCUGCACAUACUGUAAAUAUACCGUCCACGAACGCUGUGUAUCCAAAAACAUUCCUGGCUGUGUCAAAACGUACUCAAGAACCAAAAGGGGCAGCGAGGUGAUGCAGCACGCGUGGGUGGAAGGGAACUCUUCGGUCAAGUGUGAUCGGUGCCACAAAAGUAUCAAGUGCUACCAGAGUGUCACCGCGUGGCACUGCGUGUGGUGCCGGAAGACGUUUCACCGCAAAUGUGAAUUAUCCACAGUGUGUGAUGGUGGGGAACUCAAAGACCACAUCCUGCUGCCCACCUCGAUCUGCCCCAUUACCCAGGACAGGCAAGGUGGGAAGUCUGAUGGUGACACGUCAGCCAAGGGUGAACUUGUAAUGCAGUACAAGAUCAUCCCCACCCCGGGUACCCACCCCCUGCUGGUCUUGGUGAACCCCAAGAGUGGAGGGAGACAAGGAGAAAGAAUUCUUCGGAAAUUCCACUAUCUGCUCAACCCCAAACAAGUUUUCAACCUGGACAAUGGGGGGCCUACUCCAGGACUGAACUUUUUCCGGGAUACUCCAGACUUCCGUGUCUUGGCCUGCGGAGGAGAUGGGACAGUUGGCUGGAUUUUGGAUUGCAUUGAUAAGGCCAACUUUGCAAAGCAUCCACCAGUGGCUGUCCUGCCUCUUGGAACAGGAAAUGACCUGGCCCGAUGUCUCCGCUGGGGAGGAGGCUAUGAAGGGGGAAGCCUGACAAAAAUCCUGAAGGAAAUUGAGCAGAGCCCCUUGGUGAUGCUGGAUCGCUGGCACCUGGAAGUCAUCCCCAGAGAGGAGAUGGAGAACGGGGACCAGGUCCCAUACGACAUCAUGAACAACUACUUCUCCAUUGGUGUGGAUGCUUCCAUUGCACACAGAUUCCACGUGAUGAGGGAGAAACACCCCGAAAAAUUCAACAGCAGGAUGAAGAACAAGCUGUGGUACUUUGAAUUUGGCACCUCGGAGACCUUUGCAGCCACCUGCAAGAAACUCCAUGACCACAUAGAGUUGGAGUGUGACGGGGUUGGGGUGGACCUGAGCAACAUCUUCCUUGAAGGCAUUGCCAUUCUCAACAUUCCAAGCAUGUAUGGUGGCACCAAUCUCUGGGGAGAAACCAAGAAGAAUCGGGCAGUGAUCCAGGAAAGCAGAAAGGUUGUCACUGACCCCAAGGAACUGAAAUUCUGCAUCCAAGACCUCAGUGACCAGCUUCUUGAAGUGGUGGGACUAGAAGGAGCCAUGGAAAUGGGGCAGAUCUACACUGGUCUGAAGAGUGCAGGCAGGAGGCUGGCCCAGUGCUCCUCUGUCACCAUCAGGACAAACAAGCUGCUGCCGAUGCAAGUGGAUGGAGAGCCCUGGAUGCAGCCACCUUGCAUGAUUAAAAUUAUUCACAAGAACCAAGCACCCAUGAUGAUGGGACCUCCCCAGAAGAGCAGCUUCUUUUCCCUGAGAAGGAAGAGCCGUUCAAAAGACUAAACAAUGUGCCAAUUGCCAGUUAAACCAAGACAGAAAGCAAGAAACUGUAACACACACACACAUAUGCACACACACACACACACACACACACACACACACUCCUCUCUAACCAGCAGAAGUUAAGCCACCCUUCAGGAGGAAACCUUCACUCUGCCAUACAUUCUCUUUAUUUCAAGAAUGGACAUACCCAACAGAGCCAAUGCUACAGAACAUUUUGAAUGGACUUGGGGCCCAUCAGGGUAUGGUUGGCUCAUGCAGUAAUCUCCACAUUCCCAGAAGGCCUUGGGUGAGACUUUCCCA
Messenger RNA from Myotis davidii, 3252 nucleotides. It is a transcript of the gene DGKG, whose product is annotated as diacylglycerol kinase gamma. Bases 577 to 2952 code for a protein of 791 amino acids. The transcript has 25 exons. Gene Ontology annotation, molecular function: calcium ion binding; ATP-dependent diacylglycerol kinase activity. The record is from RefSeq and is a predicted model, not a curated record. Gene Ontology annotation, biological process: intracellular signal transduction; diacylglycerol metabolic process; lipid phosphorylation. Gene Ontology annotation, cellular component: plasma membrane. Lineage: Eukaryota; Metazoa; Chordata; Mammalia; Chiroptera; Vespertilionidae.